This is a messenger RNA of Mizuhopecten yessoensis (Yesso scallop), 3375 nucleotides long. Its product is annotated as inositol-pentakisphosphate 2-kinase-like. Gene Ontology annotation, biological process: inositol phosphate biosynthetic process. Lineage: Eukaryota; Metazoa; Mollusca; Bivalvia; Pectinida; Pectinidae. The record is from RefSeq and is a predicted model, not a curated record. The coding region runs from base 367 to 1656 and encodes 429 amino acids. Gene Ontology annotation, molecular function: ATP binding; inositol-1,3,4,5,6-pentakisphosphate 2-kinase activity. Gene Ontology annotation, cellular component: nucleus. The transcript is spliced from 11 exons.
UAGAGCAUUUAAGGCCAGGUAAGUUCACAGAGAUAGAGCAUUUAAGGCCAGGUAAGUUCACAGAGAUAGAGAAUUUAAGGCCAGGUAAGUUCACAGAGAUAGAGAAUUUAAGGUCAGGUAAGUUCACAGAGAUAGAGCAUUUAGGACCAGGUAAGUUCACACAGAGAUAGAACAUUUAAGGCCAGGUAAGUUCAAAGAGAAAGAGCAUUUAAUGCCAGGUAAGUUCACAGAGAUAGAGAAUUUAAGGUCAGGUAAGUUCACAGAGAUAGAGAAUUUAAGGCCAGGUAAGUUCACAGAGAUAGAGCAUUUAAGGCCAGGUAAGUUCACACUGAUAGAGCAUUUAAGGACAGGUAAGUUCACACAGAGAUGGAGCAUUUAAGGCCAGGUAAGUUCACAGAGAUAGAGCAUUUAAGGCCAGCUUAUAGAAAAAUCCAUGAUGAGGAUUUCAAGACGAUAGAUCCGGCCACCUGUUCAGCACUAGUUCUACCAGACCUGUGUUUUGUAGGAGAUUCAGCAAUGUCAGCCCACCCUCAACAGUAUUACACUCCCACCAUUAGUGUGGAGAUCAAGCCAAAGAAAGGCUUCAUGCCAGCCCCAGGAAGCCUGUUUAAAGAAGACUCAAUCAAGGGCAAAGUCUGCAAGUUCUGCAUGCAUAAGAAGUUAAAGGAGAAGGAAGGUCGGUGGAACAACAGCAGCAAUUACUGUCCUCUCGACUUGUUCUCGGGGGACAGACGGCGAAUGAUGCAUGCUUUAUUAUCACUGUACGGUAUACCACAAAACAACUUCAAAGUAUUUCAGGAUGGGAGAGAAGUGUUCAGCGAUACAGUACAGGAAGAUUUAACUGGUAUUCUACACCAAUUCUUUGGAGAUUCAGUCAACGGCUUCACAAACGGACUCCAGAAACAACAUGAGCUGCACACAUUUCUAGAUCUGAUAGUUGAUGCACUCUUGUCCACUCCCGAGGGGGCUAAACCUUCCCAAAUCUGCCACACCCAAUCAAACCAAGCCACCCCUAACAGCUGUGCUCACAGUAACGGAGGUUCAGAGGGUAAAGGUCAUGCCAGUAGUGAGGUCAAGGUCAUGAACAGAACCAAGUUAUGUUCAAACUUUUGUGCCAAGAGCAGUUAUCCAAAUAUAGACAACUCUCAAAACGAUGGUGCUGCGUCUGUGAUGUUGUCCGCCCCGGAGUCUGUACUAGGAAGAAUUCUCUGUACUCAGCAGUUGGACGACGCGGUUGACAUUGAUGGGGUAUUCCCUCUCUACCAACGAGUCAAGGACCACCUUAAAGCCCACCCUGAGGACAGGUGUAAAUUUGGAGUGUACGGCCCAUUCACCAAGGAGCUUUGGUUGGAUCCCUGUAUACAAGGUUUUGAUACAGCGGACACAGACAGCCUAGAAUAUGCUGUUUACAAGGUCAAGAGGUUCAUUGUUUCUAAAACCAUGCAAGACUGUUCAAUCAUGGUUGCCAUGCAGAGAUGUCCUUCGUGUUCACAGAGCAAGACUGCUGAUGUUCCCCCUUGUCUAACCGAUGGUCACGGUAGAAAGUUCCACUACUCCGUUAGCAUAAUCGAUCUAGAUCCCAAGCCGUUUGACAAGUUAACUAAAUACAACCAGCUGGAAAAAAAUAUUCUGCAAGCAUACACGGAAUACCUGUGAUAAAAAAAAGUACAGCUGUCAUUUCGUCACCUGCAGGUGUGUUCAGGUUAUCUUUUGAUAACCUGCACUAGUGCCCCAAGUUCAAGGCAGUGAUGUUAAGGUCAAAUUGUGAGGUCAAGGUUACAAAGUGAGGUCAAGGUGACCUAUUGCCAUGGCAUUAUUUGCUGUUAUCUGUUUCACAGUAUAUAAAUGGUAUAUAAGAUUACUUGGUUUAGUGAGCUGCCUAUUUCACAGUAAGCUAUGUGAUGAUGCUUAUAAGCUGUCUGUUUCACAGUGCACUUGUAGAAAAGUGCAACUUGCUUGCAGUUGUGAGCUGUCUCUAUAUCUAGUGCUCCAGCAGUGUUGGUGCUACUUACUUUCCUUUCACAAUUUAUAUAGUACUCUUUUCACAGAAUGAUGUGGCCAGUCACAGUAAUAUUGCCUGACCUUUAUUAAUAGUUUUAAGUUACUAAGAAAAGAUUUUACAUUUCUAUUUUAACACAGGGUAGUGUUUAACUUGUCUAGACAGUAAUAGGUUUACAGGGCUAAUUCAUAAUAAAGGAUGUGAUGUUCCUGUUUUACAGGGUAGUACGUAAAUUGUCUUGACAGUACAAGUGUUGAAACUUUAGGGGAUGAAACGCUAUUAAAACUAUUAUGCAUUCUUAAAACAGCAAAAAAUUAUCUGUGAUGUUGUCUUAAGUUUGUUUCAUGUUAGCUCGUGAACAAAGUACGCUUUUAUGAUGUAAUAGUAAUUUUUGUUAAAUACUUUUUUAUAAAGAAAUUGUUUAAAUUAUUGUUGUAGCAAAAUGUUUGUACAUGUAUUCCUAUUAUGACCUACCCUUGGUUGUUGUAUUGACUAGAAUCCCGACAGUUCAGAUUGGAUGGCGUUAGACAAUGCCACAGUUCUGUAUUUUGCAAUCGAAGGCAAAUGAUCAAGGGAGGGAAAUGAUGCCAGGGGAGGUAACUCCCAGAUCUGAAGGCACCAAGUUCACAUGAUGUUUAACUCAUUCACCCCUGAAGACACAUUUGAACCCUUCCAAUUCAAAGGUUGGAAUGGUCAUUAUGAAAUUUCAAGGGUGAAUGAGUUAACAAUACUGAUAACAUAUUAGUUAGAUACAGGAUAAUUGUUAAUAAUAAUUGAUGCCAUUUACUAAGAAAUACCAUUAAACUGGGUUUUACUCACAGGGAACUGACAUUAUCUACCCUCCCCUAUAAAUAAAUGCUAUAUUCUUACAACCAUUAAACAAAUGGGUUUUACUCACAGGGAACUGACAUUAUCUACCCUCCCCUAUAAAUCAUCAGUGAUGGGUCCUGGGGGGCUUCAGGGUAUUAGAAAGCUUGCCAAUUUACUUGCUUUAAUAAACUUUUUUUUUCUGUACACUUACUAAAGGGGAGGGGAUUCAUAUUGAGUUUCCAGCAGUGUUCUGGCCCCUUUGAAUAUCUUAGGGGCUUGACACAUAAUAAUUAUACAAAUAUAAAGGUGACAGAAAUAGCAUAACAACCAUACACUAAUAGUGUCAGGCCCCUGUGCUUAUAUUGUAUGGAUUAAUAUGUUGGAAUGUAUGAUGAAUGUAAACAAUAUUGCAUGACUUUUCUGUUGUGUUGUCUUUGCAUGUUAACUAAUAUGUCCUAUUUAAACUGUACAUAAUUUUAAGUUUUAUUGUAUUCUUUUGUGUUCACCAGUCACUUCAGUUUGUUUGAAACUUUCUCGCAACAAAUGAAAAUAAAUUGUAAAUAAUG